GUGCCGCGUCAACAGUAAUGUCAAGUGAAGCGCUGGACGACGACAAGGUCGAUGGCGAGGAGAAGGGAAACACAACGCAGAUGAACGCACAAGUCCCGAGCGGUGGCAGGAACAAUGUCGUGGUGAAGGUUGGCAUGGUCGGAGAUGCGCAAGUGGGCAAGACCAGCCUCAUGGUCAAAUAUGUAGAGGGCAAGUUCGACGAGGAUUACAUCCACACGUUGGGCGUGAACUUCAUGGAGAAGACAAUCACAUUGCGGAAUACCGAGAUCACGUUCAGCAUUUGGGACUUGGGUGGUCACCGCGAGUUCAUCAGCAUGUUGCCACUGGUGUGCAACGACGCCGUGGCCGUUCUGUUCAUGUUUGACUUGUCUCGAAAAGCUACGCUGACUAGCGUCAAGGAAUGGUAUCGACAAGUGCGCGCCAUCAACAAGAACGCAUUCCCAUUUUUGGUGGGCACCAAGUACGACCACAUUGCCACGUGCUCCCCCGACGAGCAAGACGAUGUGACCAAGCAGGCGCGCAAGUUUGCCAAGGCUAUGAAGGCGCCGCUGAUCUUCACGUCGGCGUCGCAUGCUGUGAAUGUCCAAAAGGUGUUCAAGAUCGUCCUCAGCAAAGUGUUUGACCUGAAAUGCACGAUCCCACUGAUUCAAAACGUUGGCGACCCCAUUCUUGAGUACUAGCAAUACUGUACUAGCAGCAUAAAUACUUCAUAAACCACAUUUUCCUUCACA
This is a messenger RNA of Aphanomyces astaci, 731 nucleotides long. Its product is annotated as septum-promoting GTP-binding protein 1. The record is from RefSeq and is a predicted model, not a curated record. Gene Ontology annotation, molecular function: GTP binding; GTPase activity. The coding region runs from base 18 to 680 and encodes 220 amino acids. NCBI's taxonomy places the organism in Eukaryota, Oomycota, Saprolegniomycetes, Saprolegniales, Verrucalvaceae. The transcript is spliced from 3 exons.